AUUUGCGCCGACAUUUCGUGCAGCCGCAGCAGCACUGCAGAGGGAAGAAGAGAAAAGAGCUCCGUGCAUGAGUUAAUCACCAGUGUGUUUGUUGAGAAAUUUCUCGGUUGUAGGGCUGUUGUUUAGCAGUCAGUAUGGCGGUAGUCAUCAGGCUACAGGGUCUGCCCAUAGUAGCCGGCACCAUGGACAUCAGACACUUCUUCUCUGGCCUUACCAUUCCUGACGGGGGAGUGCACAUCGUGGGGGGUGAACAUGGUGAAGCCUUCAUCGUCUUCGCCACUGAUGAGGACGCUCGACUGGGGAUGAUGCGAACAGGUGGAGCAAUAAAAGGCUCUAAAGUGUCACUUCUGCUUAGCAGCAAGACCGAAAUGCAGAACAUGAUUGAGCUCAGCCGUCGUAGGUUUGAGGCAGGAGCAGGGGCUGUCGAGAUGGCUGCACCUGGAGGGGGAAAUGCCAACCGACAAGCUGGAGCUGCCCCCAUACCCACAGUGCAAUCUGUUGCAGGAGGGAGAAGUAGCGGCCAUGGAAAUCAGGCAUUCGGUAACACUCCUGCCUCAGUGACUGCAGCAAGUUCAUCUCAAGAGCCACCAAGCAACAAGGCAACUGCAAGUUUAGCCAGUGUGGUACCCAGCUUCCCGAACAGUUACAGUUCUGCCCCCACAAUUACAACAGCUUUGCCAUCACUCAAUGCAGGUCCACCACCCAUCCCCCCACUUCCCAGUAUGCCAUCCAUGCCCCCCAUGCCCACGCUUCCCACCAUUCCUGUUCCUCCUCCCGUGUCCUCCCUCCCUCCUGUUCCUACCGUCUCUCCAUUGGCCCAGGGUCCACCGGUGCCCCCGAUGUCACAUCUCCCCCACAUGUCUUCUCUACCUCCAUUCAACCCAUCUCUUCCUCCACCUGCAGGACUGGCCUCUGGCCUCCCUUUAGGAUCACCUAACCCGAUGCUGUUUAACCCUCUCUCUCCUUUGGCUUCGCUUGGACUUCAGGCCCAUAUGAAGGCUGCUGCUGCUGCAGCUACUGGAGUAGCAGUGGGCAAUCCUGAUGAGUUGUUUGUUCUCCUGCAGAACCUGCCGUUCUCCUGCUCAGAGGUGGAAAUCAGAGACUUCUUUCGGGGUUUGGGGGUGGAUGGGGUUCGUCUGUUGCGAGAUGGACAGGGUCGGCCAACUGGCAGAGCUAUUGUCAAGUUUUUCUCACCACAGGACAGUUUUGAAGCUGCUAAGCGAGGAGGUGGCAUGAUGGGCCAAAGAUUCAUUGAAAUCACUCCAGGCUCUGAACGUCAGUGGGCUAGCGUCACAGACAGUGGCACAGGUCAUAUUCAUCACAACAGCGGCAAACUGCAUACCAGCCAUGAGCCCCAUGAUCAUCACCACCGCCGUGGUAAUGUUGGGUCUGGAGGCAGAGACCAGCGAGGACGAUCACGAUCUCCUCAUCGACAGGACUACUGUGUCUACCUUAAAGGCCUUCCAUAUGAAGCGGAUAAGAAACAGAUUAAGGAGUUCUUCAAGAAUUUGAGUGUUGUGGAAGAAAGCAUUUAUAUUGCUUAUGGUCCUAAUGGUCGAGCCACUGGAGAGGGCUUCCUAGAGUUCAAAUCAGAACAGGAUCACAAGAAUGCCCUUGGCGCCCACAUGCAGUACAUGGGUACCCGCUUCAUACAGGUUCAUCCAAUCAGCCGAAAGGGGAUGCUUGAAAAGAUUGACUCCAUCCGCAAACGUGAAACAGUGGGUGAUGGAAAAAAUCAGGAUGGGAUGAAAGCUCCUAGGAAUUGCGCCCAUAUUACCAACAUCCCUUAUAAUAUUUCCAAGAAGGAUGUUCGGGCUUUCCUAGAAGGUUUAGGCAUUUAUGAAGACACCCUUAAGGUACUGACAGAUGACAAUGGCAAUGGUCUAGGACAGGCUAUAUUCCAACUGCAAACUGAAGAAGAUGCCUGCAAAGCCGAAAGACUGCACCGCCAAAAGCUCAAUGGCCGUGAUGCAUUUGUGCAUCUGGUGACCUUUGAGCAGAUGAAGGAAAUUGAGAGAAAUCCCCCACCCCAGAACAAGAGGGGCCAGCGCAGCCACAACCAACAGCAUCAAACUCAAACGCAAAAUCAGCACCAGCACGCCCAGCACGCCCAGCCUGGCCCGCAACCAGCACAGAUAAACCCUUUUCCUGGCAUGAGUGGGGAUGAGUUUAGCUUUCUCAGAAACACUAUGGGCAACAUCAAUAGUGCCCCUUUUGUGGCUCCAUUUUCAGCCCCAGGGAAUGGGCUUGCUGGCCCUCCUCCUCUCCCUCCAUUGGCCACUGGGCUUGGUGAUGUGAAUCUGAGUGUGGCUCCACCUCUAGUUGCGGGCCUUCCUGGAGCACCAAUCUUGGAUCCCCCAGGUUUUCGGCCAGGGGCUCCGGGAGGAGCCCCUUUCAGUCAGGAUGGACUGAGAGGCUUAGUGCCUUUUGAGAAUACCAACAGAAAAGGAGCUGGAGGACAAAACCGAGGUGGAGGGGCAAACAACAACCAGGGCCGCCCAGGUGGUGUACCAGCUGGCGGACAACAGGGCUUCUCUCCAGGGCCCGAAGGUCUGCGCAGCCCGCCUCCCCCCGUAGGACCCAGCAACCCAAAUGAUCAACGUGGUGCUGCUGGUCCCACAGUAGUAAAGCUUCAAAAUAUGCCGUUUACUGUGACUGUGGAUGAGAUUAUGGACUUCUUCUAUGGUUACCAGGUGCUGCCAGGCUCGGUGUGUUUACAGUUCAGUGACAAAGGCCUCCCAACUGGUGAGGCAAUGGUCGCCUUCCAAAAUCAUGAAGAGGCUACUGCUGCAGUUAUGGACCUUAAUGACCGACCGAUUGGCUCUCGUAAAGUCAAGAUAAGUCUGGGUUAAAGCUGCACAAUAAAACCGAGACCUGAAGACUGUAAAUAGGAUUUCAUUGUUGCCUGGAUUAAUAGUCCAGGUAUUGCAAAGCCAAUUUAAACCAUAUCUCUUAACUGUUAGAAGCCCAUCUUAGAACUGUCUUUGUCCUGACUGUCAUUCAUUACUGAAACACCUCCCUCUGUAGAUAUCGGCAGGUAAGCCCACCCCGCUUUUUGUUCAAUAGGAGGACUGUGAUUCAGAUUUGUCUUUUUUUCUGCCGCUGCUCUGACUCUAGUAGCACAAACUGAUGACGAUCAUGGUUUGAUGAUGUUGUUGAUAAAUGUAGUGGCAAAACUGAUCCUUUCUUACUUGGUUUCUAUCAUAAUGUCAAGUCCUGAGUUGGCACGCUGAACACUCUGCUGUUCGUGUUGGUAACAUGAUUGUAAAGUGGCUGAUAAACAUUGUUGCUCUAUACUGUUAAGUAUGCCGUGCUGCUAUGGUUUGAUAUUCACAUGCUCUGAUGCCAUGGUAAUAUCUUAACAUGCUCUCUUACUAUUGCUAUUGUAAAGUGAUGAACAGUAUGUUGCUUUGAUAAAAAAAAGUAUGUGCUGUUUCAAUGGUAAUGUUGUACAUGCCCUGUUGCUACACACACACACUGCUCUGGUAAAUGCUGUUACUGUGGUUUAACAUGCUGUAAGUGGAGGCCCUUCUACUACAGUGCUUUAAUGCUAUGGUAAAGUCUUUACAUUUCGCAUUGGCAUGAAGAAAAAUUGAUCCAUCAUGAUGACAUUUUUCUGUUCUUAUAUGGUAAAAUGUUGAUACUGUUCUGUGCUGCAACAUCUCUCUGUUGCCAUUGAAAGAAGCUGGAAUGGACAGAUUACUGUAUGUCAAUUAGGAUUCUGAUUUAUUGCCCUCCCUUUGUCACAUUUUUUAUAAUGCUGUAUUUAAGUGAUGCCACCAUCUCCGCCGCUUCCUUUUCCACAGCACAGGCUCACUAUUUGGACUUAAGAGCACAGAGAUGAAGUUUGUGUUUUUAGUUUGGUUGCUUUUUGUUGUAUGUGUAUUUUUUCUGACUGUUUUACCUUUUCCAACUCAUUUUUGUUCCUAGUGUCAUUUUGACCAAACUUGUAUCCUGGAAUAACCAUACGUGAUGUGGAGUGUCCUUCGCUUUGGCAAAUAAAAGGAUGUUCCCCUACCUGCA
Messenger RNA from Salarias fasciatus (jewelled blenny), 4023 nucleotides. It is a transcript of the gene rbm12, whose product is annotated as RNA binding motif protein 12. The coding region runs from base 135 to 2852 and encodes 905 amino acids. Gene Ontology annotation, molecular function: RNA binding. NCBI's taxonomy places the organism in Eukaryota, Metazoa, Chordata, Actinopteri, Blenniiformes, Blenniidae. The record is from RefSeq and is a predicted model, not a curated record. The transcript has 2 exons.